AUGAAAUUAUCAACACCAAGAUAUACAUUUUGUUUGUUUAGUCAGCUUAUUUUUAUGUUCUGCGAUCUGAUAUUCAACUGUAUUAGCUUAUUUCCAAAGAGCCGUGAUGGAUUACUUGUAUUAUUCAUAUUCCAAGACUUAUUUCUAAUUCUCUCUGUCACUUUGAUGUUGAUGACUUUUUUCUCUACAUAUUUGUUUCAAGCCGGUCUGGUGGAGGUAUUAAUACGCAAAUUCCGUGCAGCGGGAUCCGUCAUUGCUGCAUACAUGGUAAUCAGUGUUACUCUACAUGCUGUGUGGCUACUUGAGAAGUGGUCAUAUCCUGAAUCUGUUUCUACACCAUUACUGAUUGUGCUGUUUACAUUGCAAAGAUGCUUGUCCCCAUGGUACUACUUCUUCUACAAGCGCGCAGCUCUACGUGUUAGUGACCCACGCUUCUAUGAGGACAUAGACUGGAUCAACAGACAGCUGCAAACACAUUAA
Parnassius mnemosyne (clouded apollo) is the source of this 480-nucleotide messenger RNA. NCBI's taxonomy places the organism in Eukaryota, Metazoa, Arthropoda, Insecta, Lepidoptera, Papilionidae. The record is from the annotation of a GenBank genome assembly.